Ochotona curzoniae (black-lipped pika) is the source of this 1026-nucleotide messenger RNA. RefSeq names its product G protein-coupled receptor 17 (gene GPR17). Gene Ontology annotation, biological process: phospholipase C-activating G protein-coupled receptor signaling pathway; positive regulation of Rho protein signal transduction. Gene Ontology annotation, cellular component: membrane. NCBI's taxonomy places the organism in Eukaryota, Metazoa, Chordata, Mammalia, Lagomorpha, Ochotonidae. The coding region runs from base 1 to 1026 and encodes 341 amino acids. The record is from RefSeq and is a predicted model, not a curated record. Gene Ontology annotation, molecular function: G protein-coupled receptor activity. The transcript has a single exon.
AUGAAUGGGCUCGAGGCCACCUCCUCUUCCCCCAGUCUGCCCGCCAACGCCUCUUUGGCCAUCCUCGGGGAGUGCGGGCAGGAGACGCCGCUGGAGAACGUGCUGUUCGCCUGCUUCUACCUGCUGGACAUCCUCUUGGCUUUCGCGGGCAAUGCCCUGGCCCUGUGGCUGUUCAUCCGGGAUCACAAGUCGGGUACCCCAGCGAACGUGUUCCUGAUGCACCUGGCUGUGGCCGACCUGUCCUGCGUGCUGGUGCUGCCCAUGCGCCUGGUCUACCACUUUUCCGGCAGCCACUGGCCCUUCGGCGAGAUCCCGUGCCGGCUCACCGGCUUCCUCUUCUACCUCAACAUGUACGCCAGCAUCUACUUCCUCACCUGCAUCAGCGUCGAUCGCUUCCUGGCCAUCGUGCACCCAGUCAAAUCUCUCAAGCUGCGCCGGCCGCUCUAUGCCCACCUGGCCUGCGCCUUCCUCUGGGUGGUGGUGGCCGUGGCCAUGGCCCCACUGCUGGUGAGUCCGCAGACCGUGCAGACCAAUGGCACGGUCGUCUGCCUGCAGCUGUACCGGGAGAAGGCCUCACACAACGCGCUGGCUUCGCUGGCCGUAGCCUUCACCUUCCCCUUCGUCACCACAGUCACCUGCUACCUGCUGAUCAUCCGCAGCCUGCGUCAGGGCCCCCGCGUGGAGAAGCGGCUCAAAAACAAGGCGGUGCGCAUGAUCGCGAUGGUGCUGGCCAUCUUCCUGAUCUGCUUCGUGCCCUACCACGUCCACCGCUCCAUCUACGUGCUGCAAUACCGCCGCGGCCACACUACCUGCGCGGCCCAGCGCGCCCUGGCCCUGGGCAAUCGCAUCACUUCCUGCCUCACCAGCCUCAACGGGGCCCUGGACCCUGUUAUGUACUUCUUCGUGGCUGAGAAGUUCCGCCAUACUCUGUACAGCCUGCUGUGCGGCAAGAAGCCCGGCGGCCCGACCCCGAGCUUGGAGGCAAAGACCAACGAGAGCUCGCUGAGCGCCAGGUCCGAGCUGUGA